AUGGCAGGGGACUACCCUCCGUUCCAAAAUCCGACCCCUAGAUUCCAAAAUUAUAACUUUGCGAGCAGCUCAGGUCAUCACCAACAUCAACACCAUGGCCUAAUGGUGGAGGAUCAACAAGACGAAGAGAACAUGAUGAUCAAAGAACAAGACAGGCUACUUCCAAUAGCAAACGUAGGGAGGAUCAUGAAGAACAUUCUCCCACCAAACGCAAAGAUCUCUAAAGAAGCAAAAGAGACUAUGCAAGAAUGUGUAUCCGAGUUCAUCAGCUUCGUCACCGGAGAAGCCUCCGAUAAAUGCCACAAGGAGAAGAGAAAGACCGUUAAUGGAGACGAUAUCUGUUGGGCUAUGGCAAAUCUAGGGUUUGAUGAUUACGCCGACCAGCUCAAGAAGUACUUGAAUCGUUACCGAGUUAUCGAAGGUGAGAGAUCAGCUAAUCACCACGGCAAAGGAGGACCUAAAUCCUCGCCGGAUAAUUAA
Arabis nemorensis is the source of this 480-nucleotide messenger RNA. The record is from the annotation of a GenBank genome assembly. NCBI's taxonomy places the organism in Eukaryota, Viridiplantae, Streptophyta, Magnoliopsida, Brassicales, Brassicaceae.